AUGAAACGGUUGCUAAAUAGAGGAAGGGAAGGAAAAAUAGCACAGCGGCCUGAGUGCCGUCAACUCAUUAAGCAGCAGGUUAACCAUCUCCAAAAUGAGCGAUGCGAGGAGCUCGACAAGAAAAGGGAUGAGGCCCGACCUAUACUAGCUAGUCCUUAUAAUUAUAUCGUCGACGGUGUAUUAUCUUGUCCAAAAUGUGCACGUACCUUUAUUAAUAAAGUCGGGUACACAAGUCAUCAAAGAGCGCACCAUAGGGAAGCACAACGAGACCCCCAUUUACAACAUUACAGCAAAGUCCUUGUAGUCGCUGUGGUCGAAAGCAGCCAAAACACGUCAUCAUCAUCACUCUCCAUAUUCAUU
Brenthis ino (lesser marbled fritillary) is the source of this 360-nucleotide messenger RNA. NCBI's taxonomy places the organism in Eukaryota, Metazoa, Arthropoda, Insecta, Lepidoptera, Nymphalidae. The record is from the annotation of a GenBank genome assembly.